Molecule: messenger RNA, 441 nt
Organism: Chondrus crispus (carragheen)
Lineage: Eukaryota; Rhodophyta; Florideophyceae; Gigartinales; Gigartinaceae
Exons: 1
Coding region: 1-441 (146 amino acids)
Source: RefSeq, a predicted model, not a curated record
AUGAGCAGAAGCAUAACAGAAACAAUUCUAGAUCGUUUGCGUUGCGGUCACCCAAACCUUUUAUUCAACUUAUGGUUGCUGUUUUUUGAUGAAACGCCCUUAACGGGCAAUUAUUGUAUUCGCCAUAGAACCUCACAUAAUAUUCUCUGUCUGGAGCUUUAUAGUAAAUGCAACACAAGAGCAUGGAAUCCUGUACACACCAGAAUAGUCAACACUAGCGUAGCUUGUACCGGUCUUUACUUCGCGCCGAAACGCUUUUUCGCCCUUGAGGCGCGUGAAUCUCUUGCCCGAGACUCACGAGCUCGAGUCUCGCGAGCUUUUGAUGCGCGAGAGUCACGAGGGCCCUGGCGGGGGUUUGCCGGUUGCUCUUCUAAAUCGGGCUGGGGUAGAACCACUCUAACGUUGUUCAGAGAAGUGUCAUCGAUUCCGAUAGUUGGAUGA